Messenger RNA from Pyricularia grisea, 2946 nucleotides. RefSeq lists its product as uncharacterized. The record is from RefSeq and is a predicted model, not a curated record. Lineage: Eukaryota; Fungi; Ascomycota; Sordariomycetes; Magnaporthales; Pyriculariaceae. Gene Ontology annotation, cellular component: TORC2 complex. Bases 1 to 2946 code for a protein of 981 amino acids. The transcript has a single exon. Gene Ontology annotation, biological process: TORC2 signaling.
AUGCAACCAGGCAGACCCCCGCUCCGAGCGCCGGGGAGUUUCUCCCCGUUGCUGUCGCAGAACCCACAGUUCGGACAGGGUCACCAACCGGCGGCCUCGACGCCUGCCGCUGCUGAGUCUCGUCCGAGUUCAAGGCGGAUGGAGUCAGUUUCUUCCACAGAGGAUUCAUCAACAUCCUCGCAAACGUCCGCAGCCGUGUCAGCGUCCGUAUCCGCCGCAUCUGCAUCUUACUAUCCCGGCAGCAAUACCGGUCCCAACAACCGUACGCCGUCCACCGCGAACAGUGGACAACAACAGCAACAAACACAACCGCACAUCGCGAGCAGCAUCAACAGCAGCGCCCACAAUCAGACACCGAUUUACGCCAGCUUCACCUCGCAGGCCAAUUCCAGCACCAACAGCCUCCAUAACUUCUCCCGACCAUCCACGGCGAACCUGUCGCCAGCAGCGGCUGCAGCUGCCAGAUCUGUCGCCGCUGCUUCUUCGUCGAGCUACAACAAUGAUCUACCCCGAGGUUCCUCGCCAUUGACCCUUCCACCUGCUGUGAAUAGCAACAACACAUUGGGCAUCAACAGCGCCACCAAGACUGGUGGGUACUAUCAUUCCAGGAAACACUCGCAGACCGCACCGGGCUCCUUCGAGGCCGUGCUGCCCUCGACAUCUGCCAGCAACCUCCCCCACAUCGCCACCAUGGCCGCGACUUCUCCCCCUCCACGGGAGCAGCUCAGCGCCAGUCACAUCGCUGCACAAGCCGCCGUCAUGCAUCAUCAGAACAGAGACCACACGGCGCAGCAAUUACAGUUGCCGAGUCAACAGCAGCAACAACAACAACAACAGCAGCAGCGGCAAAGGUCCCAGACUGUACCUGCACCAUCUCCCGAAGAAGCUCCACCCCAGCAGGGCCAUAAGAGAACAAGUGGAGGGCCAUUGAGCCCGCCGAUGCUCAGCUUGACCGAGGCCAGCGCGCCUCGAGAUACUGGGUUUAGCGGCGGCUUCCAUCACACCUCAGCAGCGCAGGCGGCCGCGAGUAUAGUAUUCCCAAGAUCUGCGCCGCAACAAACAGCACCACAGAUUCAAGUUCCCCCGCCGCCUCCACCUCCGCCGCCGCCCAUGCCAGUCAGGCAAGAGAAAUCCAAAGUCAAGCUGUUCUCGCGGCCCGGAAAGAUUUACACAAAGGGUGACUCCAAGGACAAGCCGCAGCCGAGCCCGGGCAAGAUCGGCACAGCCUUGUCGAACCUGCAACGGGGGAACUUUAGCACAACGAGUCUGGAGUCCUCCAAUGCGUCAUUUUACAGCCUCGCUAACGCAUCCGCCGCGACCAUACGGCCGAGCGAGACUCCACUCGAGGAGAAGAACAAGGAGAAGCGCCACUACUUCCUGUCACGACCGAAACACAAGGCCAAGGACAACGAGGAGUAUAACCUGCCGCUUUCGUCCGCAAAGAGCAACUCUCGACCAACAGAUCCCAGCGCCCCGAACAGUCUCUACAACUUCAACAUCCCAGCCAGCCCUGCCUCGGGAUCGACGUCAUUCAAAAGCAUGAGCGGGUUGGAUCUCCGACAUGGUGGGCGUGCCUUCAGGGAAAAGCGCAAAGAGGACGAGGCGUCACUUGCUCCGCCAGAAUGGUCAGGUCCAGGAAGUCUAGGAAACAGUGCACAGCAGUCAAGCCUAUACCUUCACGAGCCCGUCGACAGUGGGAAGCUGGGGUUGAACAGCAUAGCGCUCGACGAUGCCUGGCCGUACCUCAAAGCUAAGCUCCUGGUUGUGUUUGAGGGCGAAGACUUACGCCUUCCGAUUGAGGACCUGAACAGGGUCGUUACGAUGCAUAUACAGUACACUCUUGCCAAGGGCCAACCUAGCAUCAUCAUAGACGACCUAAGGGAUCUACUGGGCACGGGUUUCGCGUAUCUUGACACGGCACUGAGACGCACGCCGGAAGAGAAGCUGAUCCCUGCCCUUGUGGAACUUUGGGUCUUUACAUUUACAACCAUACUCCCGUACAUGCAGGCAGUUUUCCUCCCCUUGGACCUCGAGUUCAGUGGGACGGGAUCACUCAUGACGGCAGAGCGCGCCCGCGACUUCUGGGGCGGCGUAAGGGCACGGUCAGGUUCGCAGUCGCAGGGCGAGAUAGUGCCCAUCUCGUCUGUCCUCAACGUACGGCGCAUGGUCCUGACAAGCUUCAGGGACAGCGUCAUACUGCCGCGCUACGACACGCUCAAGGCCAUGUUCUCGCGGCUCUCGUUGGAGUUCCUCCCACAGUCCCUUGCCGGCAUGGCGCUCGCCUCGCCCAUGCCAAUCCCCAAGCAGCAGGACUCGGGCAUGAGCGGCAACACUAUGUUCUCGGCGUCAUCGCUGCACCUCGGCACCUCGCCUGACGGCUCGUACGGCGCCCGCCCCGGUACCGCCAUGUCGCUCGACCCUUCCAUGGCCAGCUACAACUCGACGGGCUCUACGCUGCUAGGCGACAUGACCUCCAUGGGCAGCAGCGUCAGCCGCAGUCGCGGGCUGAGCAACGUUUCGCACGGCUCGGCGGACGGGCUACUCCGACCUUUUACCCCGAACCGCACAGGCAGCAACAACAGCAGUAGCAACAACAACAACACGACACAGGAACAAAACGUCGAGAACAGCAAACAAGUCACCGAAAUGGUCGGCCGCAUGCUCCAGUGCAUGAGUGUACUGUCGGGCAUGGACGGCGUUGGUGGCGGUGGCGGUGGCGGUGGAGUAGGAGCAGCCCUCGCUGGCGAUGACCAAGACAGCCGCGUCGCCGAGCUGUGCCGGCUCCUGAAGCUCAACUGGCUCGGGAGAGGCCGCACGGGCAGGAACAGGCGGGGUCUUGUUGGCGGGCGGGUCAGGCGCGGGCCGGGAGACCUUUCGGCUGCCGUCGGCGGCGGAGGGGGCAUGUUUGGGACGGGCACGGUCAGGGAGGAGCUCAGCGUGCCUUAG